UGGUCACGUUCAACUGACGCGCUCUUCUUGACUUUCACUAGUGGGUCCAGAGAAUAUUGAAAAGUGGAGCCUAGGGGCGAUCUUCGCAAAAAUAAGAACACUUCAACUUGUACACAUUUUUGUUUUUUUCCAAUUUUUGAACAAUGUUCUUUCGUUUUUGUCUGUGUUGAAUCUUUAAGUGCAUAACGUUUCAGGUCGUUACAUUCCAACAAUAGAGCCGCAAGCUUGUUUCAGGAAUUUUUCGUGUAAAAAGUUUGCGAUAGACCAUCAUUCUAAUGCCAGUCUUAUUUUUCCUACAUUUUGCUAUCGGCCAAAUUUAGCGUUUACAACUCCUCAAUUGAACCCGCUAGUUUUGUUAAGGUCCCCUAAUUAAGGCUAACGGGUUUUCAAAAUCCUUUUUGGACAACAUUGUAAAGCAUUUCAAUCAUUUGAUCAUGAGCGCUUGUUAUGUGUGAAGCUAACACAGUUUUCUGAUUACGUCACCAUUUCUGCAUUAGAAUAAGGCGGUUGUAGUGAAUCUUCUGAAAAAGCCUAACAAACGUCUAACUAAUUCCAAUAAUCCGCUUUGAGUACAAAAAUUUCCCGCGGAAACGUCUAAAAUUAUUCUUAAGAUAAACACCUGUUUGACCGAGUUAAAAAAAAAAAAAUUCCGAAAAUGAAAUUGUUAAAGAUAAAUGGGAGUCGUUCCGUAGGCGUUUAGUCCUUUCUUCGCUGUCCAUCAAAUUGGAUUACGUCUCGCCAGUUCGUGAAAACAAGCGUCCCGAGAGAACUUGGCACCAACGCUGGUAACAAAAAGUCAAUAAUGGUAAGUGUAAAGAUAACAAAUGUGACCAAUUUCAACGGAGCACGGUGUUCCCAUCAGACACAUUGCACCGCCCUCUGUUGCUGCUGUCUGGCAUAGAUAGUGAAACCAGUCUGCAGCGCACGAAGAAGAAGAAAAAAAAAAUGAAUAACGUUGUUGAACGGUAGAUUGAAUUAGAAAUGACAUCGUGUCUAUUGCUAUGACAAAUUAAAAACAAAACCAAAAAACUUUCGUGAAGGGGAAAUUGAAAUUUUAAGAUAACAGGUUGGCCUCGCCUUUGAUUGAAUCUUGAUACGAGUAUCACCUUAAAUCAAGCAAUCGAAAAUGAAUGGCAAUGUAGACAGCCAUCUGACGGAACAGAAAACUUGUGUUACUAUCUUGGAAAAAAGCAAAGUCGAAAACAUUUGUUGGACGGCCAUUGAAGAACGAACAAGCGGCCGCCUUUUCUCCCUCGGGCUGUUUUUGUUUGUAUCGUUCAACUCAACAAAAAUCUCUACCUGUUGUGCUGACCCUCUCCUCUAAAGUUCACAACUCUCUCCAAGCCAUUCAAAUUUAGAUUUCUCCACUACUAUUUGAUGUCAAGUUGGUUAGAAAUUAUCAAGUUGACGUUGCGCGUAUCGUCAACUGGCUCUUUCAGUACGGACCCUUAAAGAAAGAAUGGAAGAACAAGGAUUGCGCUGUUCAAAACUAACGAAACUUCAAGGAAAUAGUCAAAUGACUGCUUCAUUCGAUCUCACCUUCCACGACCUUUGCUUUAGCAAGGGAAAAGGGAGCACUGGCAAGAUGAUCUUACACAAAAUGAACGGCGCUUUCAAGUCUGGCCAGCUAACGGCAAUUCUCGGACCUUCUGGUGCGGGCAAAACAUCGCUCAUGAAUAUCUUGGCUGGUUUAAAGACGAGUGGUAUAGAGGGCCGAAUCGACGUCAAUGGGGUAGAACGGGAACGCAAAACAUUCCGUAAACGAUCGGCUUACAUUAUGCAGAAAGAUCACCUGUUGUCGAACUUAACUGUUGAUGAAUACAUGACCGCUGCUGCUCACCUGAAACUUGGAAAUGGAGUCUCCAAUCAAGAGAAGCAAUGCGCAAUAGAACAAGUCAUGAAAACGUUAGGAUUAACCGUAAGUCGACAAACACGAAUCUCUUGCUUAUCCGGUGGUGAAUGCAAGCGGCUAUCCGUCGGGCUUGAAUUAAUAAAUAACCCGACCAUUUUAUUUUUGGAUGAACCUACCAGUGGAUUGGAUAGCUCUUCAAGUUUGCAAUGCGUCGGAUUGUUACGUAACAUUGCCAAGAGCGGUCGUAUGGUAGUGACUACCAUACACCAGCCAAGUUCAAGAUUGCUGGAACAUUUCGAUCACCUGUACAUUGUAGCCGAAGGAUCGUGUAUGUUCCAAGGACCGGUCCAGUCUCUAGUGCCUUAUCUUCGUACGAUGAAUUUGAACUGCCCUAGUUACCACAAUCCAGCCGAUUUUGCAAUGGACGUGGCCAGCGGUGAAUACGGAAACGUGCUGGCCAGAUUGGUAUCAGGCAUCGAGAAUGGCCGUCUAAUUUACCACGAAAAUCCAACCCCAACGUCAGAGUCACCGUCUUCAAGCCGAGUAACUGACAAUGGAUUUGAUGACGAAGACGAGGACGUAAAUAUGUUAGACGGCCAUUCAAAGAAAACAGAUAAGACUAAAGACGAACGAUUGUUUUAUGCGGCCCCUUUCCAUACGCAAGUGGCUGUUCUACUUGGAAGAACUUGGCGAACAAUUUGGAGAGAGAAAAUGUUGACGAUGCUGCGUUUCGCCGCCCACGUUGUCGUCAGUAUUCUGAUGGGUUUGCUGUACUGGCGAGUAGGUGACGACGCCGCUAUUAUCUAUAACAACGCAGGAUUACUCUUCUUCAACCAACUCUUCAUCCUUUUCGCCGCCAUGAUGCCGACUAUUGUGACGUUUCCACUAGAGAGGAAAGUGCUGGUCAGAGAACAUUUAAAUCACUGGUACAGCUUGAAAGCGUAUUAUCUGGCGAAGACGUUGGCCGACAUUCCGUUCCAGAUAGUCUUCCCGUUGCUAUAUUUGCUGAUCGUCUACUUGAUGACCAAUCAACCGAUGAGUAUUCAACGUUUCGGCAUGCUUUUGUGCAUCACCAUUUGCAUGUCGUUGGUGGCGCAAGGCAUCGGAUUAUUAGUCGGUGCGGCGUUCAGCAUUCAAGUGGCCGUUUUCGUGGCUCCGGCCAGCACGAUUCCGUUUCUACUCUUUUCAGGAUUCUUCGUCAAUUUGAAUUCUAUUCCGAUUUACAUGUCGUGGAUUGCGGAUGUCAGCUUCUUCCGCUACGCCUUCGCCGGAUCCAUGCUAUCCAUUUACGGUGGCGAACGCGCGCCUCUCACCUGCUCUCAGCCUUAUUGCCAUUUUCGCUACGCUCAAAAGUUUCUGGAACAAUUUGACCUUGCUCAGAGUUCCUACUACUUGUCCGUUGUUGGUUUGCUGGUCUUUUUCUUCGUCAUACGAGUGGCUGGCUAUGUCGUCUUACGUUUUAAACUGAGGCACGUACGCUGUUGAAGAAACGUUGUCCUAUUUUUAGGAUUUUGAUAUUAUUGGAGGCGCGUAUCGCGAAGGAUAAAAGAAUAAAGCACCAA
This is a messenger RNA of Daphnia magna, 3414 nucleotides long. Its product is annotated as ATP-binding cassette sub-family G member 1. NCBI's taxonomy places the organism in Eukaryota, Metazoa, Arthropoda, Branchiopoda, Diplostraca, Daphniidae. Gene Ontology annotation, cellular component: plasma membrane. The record is from RefSeq and is a predicted model, not a curated record. The transcript is spliced from 12 exons. Gene Ontology annotation, molecular function: ATP binding; ATP hydrolysis activity; ABC-type transporter activity. The coding region runs from base 1460 to 3337 and encodes 625 amino acids.